UCUCCUAGGAAAACUUCUCGCUGAAUGGUAUAAAAUGCCUUAAACUUGAGUCUCAAUCCUCCAACAACUACACACACCGUAGUCGUACUAACCAAAGCUCAAUAUGUUCUCCGGCAUUAUCGCACUUCUUCUCCCUGUCGUCCUUGCCGUCGCUAGCCCUCUCGUGGCUCGCAGCGAUGUCACCGCGCUCGAAGCCGCUUUCGAUGGCAUGGCCAAGACCGUCCUCGCAAUCCAAGAAUCCUGCAAGGCCUUCUCAGAAAGCGUCGACCUUACUCAUGCUACGGCUGUCGGCAAUGCCGCAAAGACUUUAGACUCGGAUGCCAUUCCAUUUGUCCCGAAAAAUGUGACGGAGAGGCGGUGUGCACCACUCUCACGAACUUUGCCCUCGCUCCUUUCGAUCUUGGAGGGUAUCGUCGCCCUCAAGGAUGACUUCAAUACCAUCUGUGUCGUUUCCAUUGUUUGCAUCAUCGUUAACGACCUCGCCGCUGAUAACUGUGAACUUAUGAAUAAUCUCAUUGCUGCUACACCGGCCUUUUACAAGACGUGUGCGAAUGAUUUGAACGACAAGUUGGUGGCAGAGGCGACGAAGGUCCAGGUCACAUUCUGUUAGAAGGGGAGCUUGGAUGUUUCUCAUAAAGCUGGCUCGAAUUACGCUCGAU
Molecule: messenger RNA, 659 nt
Organism: Guyanagaster necrorhizus
Lineage: Eukaryota; Fungi; Basidiomycota; Agaricomycetes; Agaricales; Physalacriaceae
Exons: 4
Coding region: 104-610 (168 amino acids)
Source: RefSeq, a predicted model, not a curated record